This is a messenger RNA of Fusarium odoratissimum NRRL 54006, 528 nucleotides long. RefSeq lists its product as uncharacterized. The transcript is spliced from 2 exons. Bases 1 to 528 code for a protein of 175 amino acids. The record is from RefSeq and is a predicted model, not a curated record. Lineage: Eukaryota; Fungi; Ascomycota; Sordariomycetes; Hypocreales; Nectriaceae.
AUGCAAGUCAACCUCUUCAAAAUCCUCGCUAUCACUGCUGCGUUUUCCACGGUGCAGUCCGCCCCAGUAGAGACUGCUGAGGGCCAGGUUACCCGAGAGCAGGUCAACGAGACUCAUGUCAACGAGGCUGUUGUCGAUGAUGCGUUUAUUUGCAUCCUCACCAUUGGCCUGCCAAUCCUAGUCUACUUGGUUGAAAUGACAUCAUCGAACUUAUCAUCUAUCCAGCUGGCAAAGAAUAACUUGGGGCUCUGCCUGCUAGCUCUAAAUAAGAUGCAAAAGGCUUAUUUCUCUGCCAAUGCGGCGUAUAAGCUAUUCGACCGCGCUAGGACCAUGGUCGAGAAAAGGCUUCGAGAAGCUGAGGUCGUUUCACGAGACCCAACAGUUUCACCAGAAACGCAGGGACUUGAGACUGCGCAGUGGCUUGAUGACUCCGAGGACUAUGAUUUCGCAUCGACGGGGAUGUUAUCGGCGUCUUGGACACCAUUCGCCAAUUUCAUACCCGAUGACUCCUUCAGAAAUUCUUUCUAG